CGGCCGGGGAAGCUGCGGGCGCCGCGCGCUCCCGGCCCGCCGUUCCCCAGCCUCAGCGUGCCCGCUCCGCCCUCCCCGGCGCACCCGGCUCUCGCUCUGGCUCCCCGCUGCUGCGAGGUCUCCGCACCUGGCGGCCAAGUUUAGUGGCAAUACCGUGAGUUGACAGACUCCUACUAAAUCGAAGACAAAAUAAAACCGUUCCCACCCACAAACCCAUCAGCUUGGCUAUGAUAUUUCACCAAACCAGGAGGAGCAUUCCAUUUACUGACAGGUGCACGGAAAGAAUCGUGCCAUCCCACCAGAGUCUGUUUGACUUCAACGCAUUGUCAUUUAGUUGAAUGGGGACGGAGCGUUUUUUCCUCAGAGGGACUCAAUUAUGGCCAAAAAGAAGUGACUAUAGUGCCUGAAAGACUGAGAUUUGGAAAACAGUGUCCCAAAGGAAGAAGAUUCCAGAAAGAAAUUGGAAAUUGAAGAUUUAAGGAGAAAAUAUUGUUUUAAAAUAUUCUCACUUCAAAGAACACAUGCCAGAAACUUGAAAAGGGGCUGCACUGAGAGGCUGGCCCUGGAUCCUGAUUGCCCUUCUGCCAGGAAGACACAUGCAGCCAAAGAUGAAUCUGGGAAAAGCAGCCGCUUGCUCCCUUAACCAUGGAAAAGCAGGCCCACAGUGAGAUGGAAAUAAUCCCGUCAGAGUCUCACUCCUACAUUAAAUUGUUGAAAGUCAACCGGGAGCCCCUGGUCGCUCACAUCCGCAACACUCAGUGUCUGCUGGACAACUUGCUGCAGAAUGACUACUUCUCCGCCGAAGACGUGGAGAUCGUGUGCGCCUGCCCUACGAAGCCUGACAAGGUCCGCAAAAUUCUGGACCUGGUGCAGAGCAAGGGCGAGGAGGUGUCCGAGUUCUUCCUCUACGUGCUCCAACAACUCACAGAUGCUUACGUGGACCUCAGGCCUUGGCUGUUGGAGAUCGGCUUCUCCCCUUCCCAGCUGAUUCAGAGCAAAGCUGUUGUCAACACUGAUCCAGUGAGCAGAUACACCGAGAAGCUGCGACAGCAACUGGGCCGGGACUCCAAGUUCAUCCUGUGCUACGCCCAGAAGGAGGAGCUGCUGCUGGAGGAGAUGUACACGGACACCAUCAUGGAGCUGGUCAACUUCGGCAACGAAAGUCUGGGCAGCCUGGGCAGCCUGGCCUGCCUCCUGGACCCCUCCUCAGGCGUCCUCAAUGAGCAGGGCGAGACCAUCUUCAUCUUUGGCGAUGCGGGCGUAGGCAAGUCCAUGCUGCUGCAGCGGCUGCAGAGCCUCUGGGCCGCGGGCCAGCUGGACGCUGGGCUCAAGUUCUUCUUCCACUUCCGCUGCCGCACGUUCAGCUGCUUCAAGGAGAACGCUGCGCUGUGUCUGCAGGACCUGCUCUUCAAGCACUACUGCUACCCGGAGCAGGACCCGGAGGAGGUGUUCGCCUUCCUAUUGCGCUUUCCGCACACGGCCCUCUUCACCUUCGACGGCCUGGACGAGCUCCACUCGGACUUCGACCUGAGCUGCGAGCCGGACACCUCCUCCCCCUGGGAGCCUGCCCACCCCCUGGUCCUGCUGGCCAACCUGCUAAAUGGAAAGCUGCUCAAGGGCGCGCGCAAGCUGCUCACAGCCCGCACCGGCAUCGAGAUCCCGCGGCAUCUCCUCUGGAAGAAGGUGCUCCUGCGCGGUUUCUCCCCCAGCCACCUGCGCGCCUACACCGGGAGGAUGUUCCCCGAGCGCACCGUGCGCCAGCGCCUGCUGGACCAGCUGGAAGCCAACCCCAACCUCUGCAGCCUGUGUGCCGUGCCCCUCUUCUGCUGGAUCAUCUUCCGGUGUUUCCAGCACUUCCACGACGCCUUCGACAGCUCCCCGCAGCUGUGCGACCGCACAGUGACACUGACUGACGUCUUCCUGCUGGUCACGGAGGUCCACCUGAACAGGACGCAGCCCACCAGCCUGGUGCAGCGGAACACGCGGAGCCAGACAGAGACUUUCCGCGCCUGCCGGGACACGCUGCGCUCGCUGGGCGGGGUGGCUCACUGGGGCAUGGAGAAGAGCGUCUUCGUCUUCCACCAGGAGGAGAUGCAGGCGUCCGAGGUGCAGGAGGGGGACCUGCAGCUGGGCUUCCUGCGGGCCAUGCCAGAGCUGGGCCUCGGAGGGGACCAGCAGUCCUAUGAGUUUUUCCACCUCACCCUCCAGGCCUUCUUUGCUGCCCUUUUCCUAGUGGUGGACGACAAGGUGGGCACUCGGGAGCUGCUCAGGUUCUUCCAGGAGUGGACUCCUCCCGGGGAGGCAGCAGCUGCCUCCUGCUAUCCCUCCUUCCUCCCCGUCCAGUGCCUGGGGGGCCACGGCCUGGCAGGGGAAGACCCCUUCAAGAACAAGGAUCACUUUCAUUUCACCAACCUCUUCCUGUGCGGGCUGUUGUCCAAAGGCAAACAGAAACUCCUGCGGCACCUGGUGCCCGCCGCAGCCCUGCGGAGAAAGCGCAAGGCCCUGUGGGCUUACCUAUUCGCCAGCCUGCGCUCCCACCUGAAGAACCUGCCCCGAGUUCAGUCUGGGGGCUUCAACCAGGUGCAGGCCUUGCCCACCUUCAUCUGGAUGCUGCGCUGCAUCUACGAGACGCAGAGCGAGAAGGUGGGGCAGCUGGCGGCCAGGGGCAUCUGCGCCAACUACCUCAAGCUGACCUUCUGCAAUGUCUGCUCGGCCGACUGCAGCGCCCUCUCCUUCGUCCUGCACCACUUCCGCAAGCGGCUCGCGCUCGAACUGGACAACAACAAUCUCAACGACUACGGUGUGCGGGAACUGCAGCCCUGCUUCAGCCGCCUCACCGUCAUCAGACUCAGUGUGAACCAGAUCACUGACAGUGGGGUGAAGGUGCUAUAUGAAGAGCUGACCAAAUACAAAAUUCUGACAUUUUUAGGCUUAUACAACAACCAAAUCACUGAUGUCGGAGCCAGGUACAUCGCCAGAAUCCUGGAUGAGUGCAAAGGCCUCACACAUCUGAAGCUGGGAAAAAACAAAAUAACGAGCGAGGGAGGAAAGUGUCUCGCCCUGGCUGUGAAGAACAGCAAGUCCAUCUUUGAAGUUGGGAUGUGGGGCAAUCACAUCGGUGAUGAAGGAGCAAAGGCCUUUGCAGAGGCUCUGAGGAACCACCCCAGCCUGACCAACCUGAGUCUCGCAUUCAACGGCAUCUCUACAGAAGGAGGAAAGAGCCUCGCGUGGGCCCUGCAGCGUAAUGCGUCUCUGAGAAUAUUCUGGCUAACCAAAAAUGAACUUGAUGACGAAGGGGCAGAGAGCUUGGCAGAGAUGUUGAAAGUCAACCAGACAUUGAAACAUUUAUGGCUUAUCCAGAACCAGAUCACAGCCAAGGGGAUUGCCCAGCUGGCAGAUGCAUUACAGAAGAACACUGGCAUAAUGGAGAUUUGCUUAAAUGGAAACUUGAUAAAGCCAGAGGAGGCCAAAGUCUUUGAAGAUGAGAAACGGAUUGUCUGUUUCUGAGGGGAUGUUUUCCUGUGGGUGGGUCUUAGCCCUGGGGGUGACUCUGUGCAGUCGCCUGUCUUGGAUGUCUGAAACAUCCAGGGUCUGCUGAGGUGGAACUUCCAGGAGUCCUGCCUUCAUGGUGCAAAUCAAGCUCUGUGCGGGCACUCUCAUUGGGAGAGUCCCUGAGUUGUUGUUACAAUUCUGCUGGAAAAGUAUGAGCCAUUUUAGUGACUGUAAACAUACUAUGAAGAGAAGAUAAUGCACAGCCAUGAUUAUUUUAGUUUGAAAUUAGAGGAGUGAGACUUUGAGCUCACACACACGCCUGCCCAAAGACCAGGGAGAGUGAGUUGGGCACUGCCAUGUUCACUGAAGUGUUGAGGACAUGGUGCAGAGUUGGUGCCAUGUUUCUUGGGGAAAAGGUGCUCAAUGAACAGAAGUGUUUUACCUGAAACGUUCUCUUCCUCCUCAGUACCUCCCCACGUGUUGAUAUUAUUCCCACUUCAUAGCUGUAGACACUGAGGGGGGUGCAGUGUGGGGAUUCAUCCAAGGUUCUGUAGGGACUUCGUGCCAAAGGAAGGACCCACCAUGGACUUAUUGUCUUAGUCCUGGACUCGCCCGUCUGCCAACAAAGAUCACAGGAUGCCCUCUUAGCCAGUCUGAGGGACAGAAUGAUGCCUUCAUGAUGCUGAGGCUCCACUCAGGGCUUUCGUGGACCAGGCUGACCUCCAGAAGACUGAUGCUGUGGGCAGAGGCGCUCUGUCCCAGGAAGAAGAAUCAGUGCCGUCCUCCAAAAGGAAAGAAGGCCUGGCUUGCCCAUGGAGCCCUGGCAUCCAAACAGGAGCUUCUCUCUCUCUUGCCCUUUUGACAAAGGGAAGUCUCUUCCUGCCCCUGAGCAGUUUGAGGGUGACUGAGUUGGAUGCAAGACUCAGAGCCGCUGAGAACCUGUCUAGCAAAGCAUGUUAGACCCCUGCCUUUGGGGGGGGGGGGAGGGCACGUGGUGGAUGCUAAGUGGGGGAAGGGGCGUAUUACCAGAUAAGUUGUUCUUUUGCCAAUUCAUUUGUUAGUAAAAUACUGAAAACACCCAUUAUUUCUAAUUA
This is a messenger RNA of Hippopotamus amphibius kiboko, 4586 nucleotides long. RefSeq names its product nucleotide binding oligomerization domain containing 1 (gene NOD1). Gene Ontology annotation, biological process: regulation of apoptotic process. Gene Ontology annotation, molecular function: protein binding. The transcript is spliced from 15 exons. The coding region runs from base 646 to 3507 and encodes 953 amino acids. Lineage: Eukaryota; Metazoa; Chordata; Mammalia; Artiodactyla; Hippopotamidae. The record is from RefSeq and is a predicted model, not a curated record.